Messenger RNA from Penicillium cataractarum, 2508 nucleotides. RefSeq lists its product as uncharacterized. Gene Ontology annotation, molecular function: protein homodimerization activity; double-stranded telomeric DNA binding. Gene Ontology annotation, biological process: telomere maintenance via telomere lengthening. Lineage: Eukaryota; Fungi; Ascomycota; Eurotiomycetes; Eurotiales; Aspergillaceae. The transcript has 4 exons. The record is from RefSeq and is a predicted model, not a curated record. The coding region runs from base 1 to 2508 and encodes 835 amino acids.
AUGGCCGAAUCUCGAGAUGAGCGCCCGUCUUUUGACGAGGCCUCUGCUCUUCCUUCUUUCCCCGACGAUGGAAGUCCCUUUGAUGAAAAGCCUGCCCAUCUACUCGACGAGGAUGAGCAUGGCUCUCCUCCUGCUGCGAAAAAGCGCCGGACGGACGCUGCCGCCCCCGACGAGGAGAUCUCGAUCGAUCCUCAAUUCCCUGGCUCUGACCAGCAUGGCCCGGGCCAUAAGAUUGAAGAAGAGCUUGCAAAUGCUCUGGCUGAGAGCAAUGCCAAUGAUCUGCCACCGACAAACGGUACUGAUGAGAACCUCGGAUCGGAUCUCUCGGCAACUUCCGCGGUCGUUCAACACUCGACUUCUACCUCCAACCCCGACGUGAAUUCGAUGAUCACAGACAUUCUUGACCAUACCGACCGCCAGGAGGAAACUGUCGCGAUGGGCCCCCAGGAAAUCCCUCCAUCCGGAGACUUCCCGGGUGCCAAGGGCUACGCGUUUUUGAAUCUCAAGGCCAACUCUCAUUUGAAGAUUCAGAGUCUGCCUAUCUUGGACAAUCUGUCUACCCAAAUCCUCUCCUUCCUGUCGAAGAAUAGCUACCAAGACCUCACUGCGAUGGUGUCCGAACCCGACUCCGAAAAUGGCCAGGCUUAUGCCACCAUGCGCUCUUUGUUUGAUCACACGAAAAGAGUCUACACCAUUAAGCGCUCUUUCCUCCAACCUACUGAUAUCGAGGUCACCGAUUCGUCCCAAUUGGAUGUUAUUCGCAAGGCGAACCUGGCAUCCUUUGUGUCAAGCAUCUUUGGUUCUCAGGAAAUUGGGUUCGCGGAGUUGAAUGAGCAUUUUUUGGACGUCUUCGUCCCAGAAGGUGGCCGUUUGUUGAAGGUUCAGGCCGCUUUGUACCUCGAGCUGAAGACCCAGGCAUUCAUCGCUGCCAUGAACACCAAGACGCGCACUCGCACCCAGCUUUUGUACGAACUGUUCCCAGAUGAUAUGGAGCAGCGAUUGCUAGCAAGACGCCCCGGUACUCGUCAACUGGCACCCAGUGAAACUGAUUUUGUCAAUCGUCUUACCUCUCGUCGGGACAUUCUCCUCAAUGACAUUAACAACGAGGAAGCCUUAAAGGCACUCCCGGACAAGUAUCACUGGGAGGAUUUCCUCCGGGAUCUGAGUUCUUACAUUGCGAAGAACUUUGACGCGAUCAAUACCCAACAGGGAAAGAAGCCUGUCAAGGGUCGUCAGCCUUCCAGCUCCAAUGGCGAUGCACAGGAGACUCCAAGCACUACCCAUCAGAGUCAAUUCCCUGUCAAUCAGCCGGUCGAGGUCCCCGUAGACCGCAAUAUGCACGGUGAUCUGGUCGCCCGUGCUGCUCGUGCUGCCCAGAUUGCUCUCCAGGGCCAUGGCCUUCGACGCUCCCAACAACAAUCGCAGAUGCAACAUCAACAUCAACAGCCUCAGCCUCAAUCUCAGGCAAGCCCAUCACCUUCCCAGCCCCCGGCUCUGCCAACCCACCAGCAGCAGCAGCAGCAACCACAACAACACCAACACCAACAACCUCCUCAGCCUCAACCUCAGGCCCAGCCUCAGCAUACUCCUCAGGGUGAUAACCAGUAUCUUCACGGAUAUACUGCCGCGCAGCAAACUGGACAGGCUCCUCCCCAACAGCAGCAGUAUCAUCAUAGCCCUACCCCACCGGGAGGAUACCAACAGCCCCAUGGGGGCUUGUCGUUCCAGCAGAGUCCACUGCAGGCCAAUUUUCAGCAGUACAAUCCUAAUGCCGCACAGGUCAUGCAGGCGCGUGCCAAUGGGAUGUCACCUGGUAAUCAUGGAUACAUGCCCGGGAUCCCCCACUAUUCUCAAUCCCAACCCACUCAAGUUCUCUAUGAGAGAGCUCGCAUGGCGGCAUCUGCAAAGUCCUCCCCCACUAGUCGGAAAACUGGCCUGCCCAGUCAGCGCCGCCCUUGGACCACCGAGGAAGAAAAUGCCUUGAUGGCGGGUCUGGACCGCGUGAAAGGUCCCCAUUGGAGCCAGAUCUUGGCCAUGUUCGGCCCCGGAGGAACCAUCAGCGAAGCUUUGAAGGACCGCAAUCAGGUCCAACUCAAGGACAAGGCUCGCAACCUGAAGCUUUUCUUUUUGAAGAGCGGGAUCGAGGUGCCCUACUAUCUCAAGUUUGUUACUGGCGAGCUCAAGACUCGGGCUCCUGCCCAAGCUGCCAAGCGUGAGGCCCGUGAGCGACAGAAGAAGCAAGGCGAGGAGGACAAGGCUCACGUUGAGGGUAUCAAGGGCAUGAUGGCCCUGGCUGGGGCUCACGCAUCGCCCGUUGGAGGUCAUGAGAUGUCUGCUUCGCCCAGCUUGCCUCCGGAUGCCAACGCCCAGUCCAUGUUUGACCAGACCGCUGAGCAGAAUCUCAUGCAGACUCUGAGCCAGGAGGUCCAUGGCAGCCAAUACCCCCAGCAGCACCCUCCACCCACUCAGGACCACCACAUUGAUCCCCACAUGCAACUGGGACAGUAG